AUGAGCCUCAGCCUGGACUAUCUUCCCCCCGACGAUGACGGAGACGUGUGUACAGAGAUCAAAGUUAUGAUCUACUUGCGUCCGGAAUCACCCGCGCGUUCAUUGGAUAUGCUCGAGAUCAGGUCCGAGACAUUCGAUCUAUGGGUUCACGACUGGGCCUGGCAGAUCAACAAACUCAUCACACAUACUUCGCACGGCGAGUACACAUACGAAGGCGGCAAAGGCCCGGACCCGUUGCAUCCCCACAAAAUCGAUUCCAGCUCAACAACAGGAGUCAUAUGGGGAUGGUACGGCUGCGAAGGCAAAUUAAAGAUACAUAGCAAAAGCGGGCAGAUCGAUCUGAUGCUGGUACCGCGGUAUACGUUCAUUGGUAAACCGAUGCGACCUGAAGAAAUCGUGGUGUAUACAAACAGCGGAGACAUCAACGUCGCUGCGCUCUGGGAAUAUUGGCCACAGCAGCCUUUUACACAUUACACGGAGAUUCACUCGGCUUACGGCAAUGUAGUCGCCGAGAUACCACAUGGCUCGUACACUACUCUCGCGAGUAUCAAAGGCAACGUAAACGCAUAUCUACGACCAUUUGCUGCCAUGAGUCCGGAUGAUGAAAGCACGAUCAAAACGACUACAUUGUAUGGUAACACAGUUUUCCGUCUGGAUAAUGCAGGCCGAGAGCUCUUGGAUGAGUUGUACGAUCCCCUUCUCAGUACGAAGAGUUCGCACUACGCCGGCACUGGUGAUAUGUACCUGCGGUACCCGUUCAGUUGGUUUGGGAAAAUGGAUGCGACUGUGAAGAAAGGCUCGAUCAAAUUUGGGGGCAGUGCGCUAGAUGAGGUAGAGGAAGGCGUUGUCGACACCCCAGGUUUCAAGAUGGUUCAAACCGAAGCGCCGGGCGUUAUUGGCCCCACAACUUGUACAAUGAUCGAAAUAUCCCAACCAAGCAUUGAAACAUUCGUGAGCGACGUCUUUAGACCCCAAAAGGGCGCGGCCCUCAACCCCACAUUGAUCACCAGAGACAAUGAGUUCAUCUUUUCCGCCAUCGGGGAUUCUUGGGGAAGCGGAGUUCAAUGGGACAACAACACCGCAUACGACGGAAACGAAGACGGAUGCAUGCGCUUCAAGUACGCCUGGUCAACCGUAGUCAACGACAGAUACCAGGACUGGACACCAAACACAGACCAAGAUCCCCAGUUCGAGUUCAGAGCCUGUUCCGGCGCCCAUUUGGGAAAGAACAUCCACCACCAAAUGGACAAGUUGACACGACCGAAGAUGACCAUGCUCGAAGCCGGCGGGAAUAAUGCCGAUUUCUACCCCAUGGCCGACAGCUGCCUCUUCCAUACCGACCCGAGAGUAGACUAUGGGACUCAUUACGAAGACGACGAUGCUGACAAACCGACAGGAUUGUGCAGGAAGGAGAUCAAGCUAGUACGAGGAAGAGUCGGAGACAACCUCAAGAAGGCAGUCAUAGAAACUAUCGAUAUCUGGAGGGCCCACCCUGCUGUCAGCGGUAACGACGCAACACUCUUCAUGCUAGGAUAUGCGCGCUUCUUCGCCCUUGACGACGCGUGCAACGACUGGGAUUUUGGCAGACAGUUCCAAUUCCCAUGGAACGCACAGAAGCUCAAAAAAGAAAUGCGACAGGAGUUUAAUGAUCUGGUCGACGCUGUGAACCUUGCGAUCCGCUCCGCCGUCGAACACUACAACGACCCAAAAAUCCGAUAUAUCGACAUCAACCCCGCCCUGGAAGGCCACCGCUUCUGCGAAAAAGGCCACAGCUUGAGGGUGCAGCUCGACCCUAACAGCACCGAGGUGCAUAUCUUUAACAACCCCAUCCGGCGGAGUAUCACCAUCCACGACGGCGACAGCGUUACCACAUACGAGCCCAGCGACGACCCAGACGCCCCCAGCCCACCCGAGGAUAUCAUUGAGAAGCUAGGCAGAUACCCCGAGGGCGAAUCCGUGCAACAAGAUGAAUACACGAUAACCACCUUCCGCAACCCCGAGGAACCAAACUUGAGCAUGGAGGUGAAGGUUGAGCCGCAGCCUCUAAACGGUGGGAGUGGGAGCGGGAAUUUCAAUGGAUAUAUAGCGCGGACGUUGCAUCCGAAACAGGAUGGACACAAGGAGAUUGGCGAUGUGAUUGUCGGGGCGCUCAAGAAGAAUUAUAGACCUGAUGAGUCGGCUCCUGAGCCGCCGACGAACCCACCGAAGCCGACACAGCCGCCGCAGCCGGAAACUACGGUGCCCGGGUUUAACUGUCCGACCGGGUGUACUUGUAAUUCUGGGGUUCCGCUUUGUUUCUAG
Molecule: messenger RNA, 2301 nt
Organism: Alternaria triticimaculans
Lineage: Eukaryota; Fungi; Ascomycota; Dothideomycetes; Pleosporales; Pleosporaceae
Exons: 5
Coding region: 1-2301 (766 amino acids)
Biological process (GO): triglyceride catabolic process
Molecular function (GO): triacylglycerol lipase activity
Source: RefSeq, a predicted model, not a curated record